This is a messenger RNA of Ictidomys tridecemlineatus (thirteen-lined ground squirrel), 914 nucleotides long. NCBI's taxonomy places the organism in Eukaryota, Metazoa, Chordata, Mammalia, Rodentia, Sciuridae. The record is from RefSeq and is a predicted model, not a curated record.
GGGGAUAGAGGCAAAAUUAUAGAGCCCAUGGCUGUGAAAAGAAUACUUGUGCAAAGUUUCACUCCUUUUUGGACGCCACAGGGCAGUGAGGAAAAGGCCUGGCCUGUUACCUAGGGGGCAGCUUUGAGAGCCUUGGGUGGGGCUGAGGUCUGCCUCAUGGACAUCAGCAGAGUGGACAGUCAUUCGUUGUCCCCUUGACAGUCCACUGUUGGCGUGCUCUCAGUGUGGCCAGGCAAGUUGUAUGAGGAUAUAGGAAAGAAUGAAGCGAUUCAUAUUCCAUGUUAACAAUAGAAUUCAGACUUUAUCGUGUUCUCGAACUGUCUUCUAGGGUUUACACUGUGACUUCGCCUGCCUGAUGUUCAAGCACCUGCUGCACAAACCAUCAGAGCAGAGAGUCAAAGAAAUAAUUAUCAAUGCUGUCAGGAUAGAACAGGAGUUCCUCACAGAAGCCUUGCCUGUGAAGCUAAUUGGGAUGAAUUGCACUUUGAUGAAGCAGUACAUUGAAUUUGUGGCAGAUAGGCUUAUGCUGGAGCUGGGCUUUAACAAGGUUUUCAAAGUAGAAAAUCCAUUUGACUUUAUGGAGAAUAUUUCACUAGAAGGGAAGACUAACUUCUUUGAGAAGAGAGUAGGCGAGUAUCAGAGGAUGGGAGUGAUGUCAAAUCCGACAGAUAAUUCUUUUACCUUGGAUGCUGACUUUUAAAUGAACAGAAGAUGUGCUUUUAUUUGGCUGAUUUUUUUCCCCCCUCCCUUAUCACCCACCUGCCAUCCCCCAAAAUCAGCUAAAAUGAAUCCACCAGCUACACCAUUGUCCAUACGUUCAUUAAUGGCAUCUAAAAAACCGUGUAGCUACCUCAGAAUCCUUGUUGGCUUUGGCAAGCAGCUGUCCAGCUUCACAGCACUGACGGUGACGAUCC